AUGGCAGGCGACCCCGCGAAACGUAACCAGAACCUAUAUUGUCAAUACCACCAGGAACCAGGGCAUACCACCGAUAACUGCAGAAAUCUGAAGAACCACUUGGACCAGCUGGUCCGAGAGGGAAAGCUAAGACAUCUCUUACAUCAUUUCGGUGGCCGACAGGAGCAGACAAGCAUCGAGGCGAGGCAAAGCACCUUGAGACCACCUAUUGGCACGAUAAAUGUCAUCCUCGUCACCCCAGGAAGAACUGGCUCCCAUCCUUUUAGAGUGAUGUCGGUGGCCCGACUCCCCGCUGAAGCUGACAACCAUGAGUCCAAGAGGGCUAAAGGAAUGGCCUCGCCCAUGCUCGGGUUCUCGGAUGAGGAUAUUGGAACCAUCCAGCCGCACGACGAUGCUCUAGUCAUCACACUUAGGGUUGGGGGGUAUGACGUGAAGAGGAUGCUAGUCGAUCAGGGCAGUGCCGUGGAAGUAAUGUACCCUGACCUAUACAAGGGGCUGAAGCUGAGACCCAAAGACCUGAUGGCAUACAACUCCCCUUUAGUAAGUUUCGAAGGGAAAACCGUUACUCCGAAAGGCCAAAUUAGACUACCUAUACAAACAGGCUCAGACAUAGUGGAGGUGGAUUUCAUAGUGGUGGACGUAUAUUUGCCAUACAUCGCCAUUGUAGCUGGACCUUGGCUUCAUGCCCUAGGGGCUGCCUCCUUGACCUUACACCAAAAGGUGAAGUACCCGUCGAAGGGUCAAGUCAAAGAAGUGAUAGGGGACCAAGCCAUGGCCCGACAAUGCAUGGUGUUUGCCAUCUCGCGACAGUCGAGUGCUGAGCCUUCAACCUCUACCGAGAAUUGCUUAUAG
Quercus robur (English oak) is the source of this 852-nucleotide messenger RNA. RefSeq lists its product as uncharacterized. The record is from RefSeq and is a predicted model, not a curated record. The transcript has a single exon. The coding region runs from base 1 to 852 and encodes 283 amino acids. Lineage: Eukaryota; Viridiplantae; Streptophyta; Magnoliopsida; Fagales; Fagaceae.